Messenger RNA from Cynoglossus semilaevis (tongue sole), 1232 nucleotides. RefSeq names its product calcitonin gene-related peptide-receptor component protein (gene crcp). Gene Ontology annotation, biological process: transcription initiation at RNA polymerase III promoter. Bases 108 to 551 code for a protein of 147 amino acids. NCBI's taxonomy places the organism in Eukaryota, Metazoa, Chordata, Actinopteri, Pleuronectiformes, Cynoglossidae. The transcript is spliced from 6 exons. Gene Ontology annotation, molecular function: nucleotide binding. The record is from RefSeq and is a predicted model, not a curated record. Gene Ontology annotation, cellular component: RNA polymerase III complex.
AACAAAAGAAAAAUAGAAGCUUGAUUCUAACGGGAACCUUUCUUUAGGACUACAUUUUCCCACGGACGGCCUUAGUCAAACGGACCAAUACCGUGCGCUUCACAAUAAUGGAAGUGAAAAAUGCUAACGCUGCUAUGCUCAGUAACUAUGAGGUGUUCAAACUCCUGACAGAUAUGAAGGAACAAAGGAAAGAGAGUGGAAAAAGUAAAAACAGCGCAGGGCAGCAGAACCUAAACACCAUCAUGUAUGAGACACUCAAGCACCUGUCAAAUACACCGUGCAGCAGACAGAAUGAAGAAGUGGUCAAAGUGUUUCUCACUACUAUGGUGCCUCACAAACUCACCAAAGCAGAAAAGCUGCAGUUACUGAACCACCGGCCACAGACAGCAGUGGAAAUUCAGCUGAUGGUUGAAGAAAGUGAGGAGCGUUUAUCGGAGGAACAGAUCGAGGAGCUCAUCCAGACAGUUGCAGAUGUCCUACCUGGUGACCCUGAGCAGGAAAACAAAGCUCCAACAGAAGUAGAGAUGGAUAAAGGUGGUGAACAGUCAUGACCCGGUGUCAACUCAUGACUAUUGUGGCCGAUACACAAACAACUGGAUUGGCAGUAAUGACGAAAAAAAAAAGGUUGCACAGCGAGUGUCAGGACUCAGAUUAUCUGAUUGUUGAAAAAAUAAUUAAAUUAUUUACAUAAUGGUGAGUAAAUUCUCUAAUACAAACAAAUGUGUUCUCCUUUUUUUAGUGUGCACUAUGCACACACUCCCAAAUGUAUUGAUCAUGAGUCACAUAUAAACCUGUCUGAUAGCUGACUUGUUUAAGGUCAACCACUUCACUGACAAAAUGAAAUCUAACACUGCUGGGGUGUGUCGUCUGUUUGUUUUGUUUUUUCACCUUGAAUAACACAAACAAAAAAGGAAGAGGCAGGUUUCAUUUUCUAAAAGUGUUGCAGACUUCUUGUGAAAGUUGAUGUGAUAAAUGACUAAACUGGGAAGCUGUGUGGUGCAACUUUACUGACUGAAGAGCUGAGUACAAACUGGACAUUAUCACUGUAAACAAACAAACAGACAGAUCAACCGUUGGCUCUGGACUACCUCAUAUUUGACUAUAUUUGUAUGUGUAGAGCAUUGAGCCAUUGAACAACACUUUUGAGCUACAGCAGUAAAACUCAUUAAUACUUGUAGACAGUCAUCAAUGUCAUUAAUGUCAUGUUAAAAUAAACAUAGUUACACAGUAAA